CUUCUAUCAUUAUAUAAAUAACCUGACACCAUUGUCCAACGGUUGCAUAGAAUAAAAUUAAUGAAUUCUUAGGUGGCUCUUCGCACCCAAAAUCAUUUUUUUGUGGAGAGCAAGUGGCCCGAUUAGGAAAAAAAUGGCUGGUUUGGUGAUAGUGCGGGCUGGUAAUAAUCCUAACCCAGUAAUUAGUACUAGUGCAGCGGAACUAUAUCCGAAUAGUUAGUUAGGUUCUAGUUCUAUACCGGAAAUGACAGAUAGUGAGAGUGUAAUCUACGAUGUUAAGGAGAAAUUAUGGAAUGGGUUGAUUAAAAUAUGUAUUAAGCUAAAGGAUGAUAAUGAUGAUAAAGAGUUCUUAUUAACUAUCCAUCGAAAUUCAUACUUUUCAUUAUAUUUUGAAACUAUAAUAGCGUAUUUUCGAUUAUUUCAACCGGCAAUAUAUGAAAAACCCGUAUGGUUGGAAUAUGAAGGUGUACCUAUAAAAUGGAACCUACCAGUAGGGUUGUUGUAUGACUUCUUAUACUUCCCCUGUAUAGUGGCGAGUAAGUCUCAGUCUCAAUCUCAGUCUCAGUCUCAGUCUCAGUCUCAGUCUCAGUCUCAGUCUCAGUCUCAGUCUCAGUCUCAAUCACAAUCACAAUCACAAUCUCAAUCACAAUCUCAGCCACUUCCUAAUAAUACAUGGACCUUAUACUUGAAAUAUGAUGAGAAUUAUCCUACAACUGAUUUACUCCCGUUUGUAUAUAAGAAACAAGACAGAUCAAUAGAUUAUAAACGAUUUUCAAGGGAAGUUAUUGUAAAUCAGUUAAAACAAUCAUGUUAUGUAUUGAAUGGUAGUGCUAAGCCUAUAAUGGACUUAUCAGAGAUAGAUUUGAAUCAGCUUUGGAAUGGGAUUGAAACCCAUAAUCUUAUGAUGGUUAAUCUGAUCAAUGGUAAAAUAAUUCCGAAGUAUGAAUAUAGUAAGAUUCCUGUACGAAUACUAAUUUCAGGAUCUUCAACUAUAGUUCAAUCUCCAGUAUUUCCUAAUAAAGAUACUACUAAAGUGACAUUAAAGAAUAUCCUUGUCGAACAAUUGCCUUAUCUUUUUGAUAAUCCCGAUAGUUCCAAUUUUGCUACCCCAUAUAUUCAGGGAAUAGCUGCAAAACUGCUUUAUGAUGUCUCAAUUCAAGAAAUAAUUUCUUGUAUAUUACAAUUAUAA
Molecule: messenger RNA, 1189 nt
Organism: Scheffersomyces amazonensis
Lineage: Eukaryota; Fungi; Ascomycota; Pichiomycetes; Serinales; Debaryomycetaceae
Exons: 2
Coding region: 245-1189 (314 amino acids)
Biological process (GO): cellular response to nitrogen starvation; autophagosome assembly; nucleophagy
Cellular component (GO): cytoplasm; Atg12-Atg5-Atg16 complex; phagophore assembly site membrane
Molecular function (GO): Atg8-family ligase activity
Source: RefSeq, a predicted model, not a curated record